This is a messenger RNA of Pongo pygmaeus (Bornean orangutan), 4131 nucleotides long. It is a transcript of the gene SESTD1, whose product is annotated as SEC14 and spectrin domain containing 1. The transcript has 19 exons. The record is from RefSeq and is a predicted model, not a curated record. Gene Ontology annotation, molecular function: phosphatidylinositol-4-phosphate binding; phosphatidylinositol-5-phosphate binding; phosphatidylinositol-3,4-bisphosphate binding. Lineage: Eukaryota; Metazoa; Chordata; Mammalia; Primates; Hominidae. Bases 831 to 3038 code for a protein of 735 amino acids.
AGGUUGGUAAAAAUGGGGAAGUAGCCAUUAUCAGGGAGCCCCAUUGUGGAUUAAUUUUGGACUGUCCAAUGGAAAGAUCCUCAAAGCAAAACAAAUGCCCUGAAUCCAGCCCUUCCUCACCGCAACCCUUUCCCUUUCAUCUGCCUUCAUCCUUCAGCCACACCACCGCUUGGCAGUGAGUACUUGGGAGCAGCUCUUGGUGACUUUGUACUCGAACCCUGGAACUCCAGCAUGAGGCCAGAGGAAAUAAAUGACCUGCCAAGGUGUCAAGUAACGGACCCUCUCUUAAGCCCAGACUUCUGACUCCAGGUCUAGGGACCCUUCCACUCUCCAAGACUGCCUCCCGCCUGGGGAGCCUGGGCCUCGGCUAGGGGUGGGGACAGCAGGGUCCGUCCGGAGCGCCAGAGUCCCACUCGCGCCCAGCCCUCAGCCCUAGGCCCGUUUGGACGCCCGGCCCCGCCCCGCCCCGCCUCCUUCCCCCUUCCCCCUUCCCCCUUCCCGCGCCGGGCGGGUCGCUGUACCGCCGUCACCCGGGCGCGCGCGGGGUCGCGCGGACGCGGCUCGGGCCGCGGAUGCCGAGAGGUCGCCGGGCCACCCGCACUCCUGCUCCCCGCCUGACGCACGGAGGGGCCAGGACGCGAUUUUCCGCGAGUGACUGGAGCCGCCGCCGUCGCCGCUGCCGCCGCCGCCCGGGCCCGCUCCGCCCCCAGCCCGCCUUCCUCCCGCCGCGCCCUCCGCCUCCGCCCGCACCUCGCUAGCGUUCCCCUGUCUUCCCCAACGCCCCGGAGCCGCCGGCCGCUAGCGUCAGCGCCAGCCAGGGAUUUGCUUACAUGAUCAUGGAGGCUGAUAAGUCUAAUCUGCAGAGUCAGCAAGCAGGCUGGAGACCCAGAGAGAGCCGAUGUUCUAGUUUGAAGGCCAUCAGAAUUAAGGAAGUUCACUGCAGUAAAAUGGAGGCCUCAGUAAUAUUACCCAUUCUGAAGAAAAAACUAGCCUUCCUUUCAGGAGGAAAGGACAGACGGAGUGGCCUCAUUUUGACAAUUCCAUUAUGCCUCGAACAGACAAAUAUGGAUGAGCUGAGUGUCACCUUAGACUACCUACUCAGCAUUCCAAGUGAGAAGUGUAAGGCUAGAGGAUUUACUGUGAUUGUGGAUGGCAGAAAAUCACAGUGGAAUGUGGUGAAAACAGUAGUCGUAAUGCUACAGAAUGUUGUUCCAGCUGAGGUGUCCCUUGUUUGUGUGGUAAAGCCAGAUGAAUUCUGGGAUAAGAAAGUAACACAUUUUUGUUUUUGGAAGGAAAAGGAUAGACUUGGCUUUGAGGUUAUUUUAGUGUCCGCCAACAAAUUGACUCGUUAUAUAGAACCAUGCCAAUUAACAGAAGAUUUUGGUGGGAGUCUCACCUAUGAUCACAUGGACUGGUUAAAUAAGAGGCUGGUUUUUGAGAAGUUUACAAAGGAAUCUACAUCAUUAUUAGAUGAACUUGCUUUGAUUAACAAUGGAAGUGAUAAAGGAAAUCAGCAAGAGAAAGAAAGGUCUGUGGAUUUAAACUUUCUUCCGUCGGUUGAUCCUGAAACGGUUCUUCAGACAGGGCAUGAAUUGUUAUCCGAAUUACAGCAGCGUCGAUUUAAUGGCUCAGAUGGAGGGGUUUCAUGGUCUCCUAUGGAUGAUGAACUUCUUGCACAGCCACAGGUUAUGAAAUUAUUAGAUUCACUCCGAGAGCAAUAUACCCGCUACCAGGAAGUUUGUAGGCAACGUAGCAAGCGCACACAGUUAGAAGAGAUUCAACAGAAGGUAAUGCAGGUUGUGAACUGGCUAGAAGGGCCUGGAUCAGAACAACUAAGAGCCCAGUGGGGCAUUGGAGACUCCAUUAGGGCCUCCCAGGCCCUACAGCAGAAACACGAAGAGAUUGAGAGCCAGCACAGUGAAUGGUUUGCAGUGUAUGUGGAACUUAAUCAGCAAAUUGCAGCACUCUUGAAUGCUGGCGAUGAGGAAGAUCUUGUGGAACUAAAGUCACUGCAGCAACAACUUAGUGAUGUUUGUUAUCGACAGGCCAGUCAGCUGGAAUUUAGGCAAAAUCUCUUACAAGCAGCUCUUGAAUUUCAUGGUGUUGCCCAAGAUUUGUCUCAGCAGUUGGAUGGCUUAUUAGGGAUGUUGUGCGUAGAUGUAGCACCAGCUGAUGGAGCAUCGAUUCAGCAAACUUUAAAACUGCUUGAAGAGAAGCUGAAAAGUGUUGAUGUGGGAUUGCAAGGUUUGCGUGAAAAAGGUCAAGGUCUCCUGGAUCAGAUCUCUAAUCAGGCAUCCUGGGCCUAUGGAAAGGAUGUAACCAUUGAAAAUAAAGAAAAUGUGGACCACAUACAAGGAGUGAUGGAAGAUAUGCAGCUUAGAAAACAAAGAUGUGAAGACAUGGUAGAUGUGCGAAGGUUAAAGAUGCUUCAGAUGGUGCAGUUGUUUAAAUGUGAAGAAGACGCUGCCCAGGCAGUAGAAUGGCUAAGUGAACUUCUGGAUGCUCUGCUUAAGACUCACAUCAGAUUGGGCGAUGAUGCUCAAGAAACAAAAGUUUUGCUGGAAAAGCAUAGAAAAUUUGUUGAUGUUGCACAGAGCACUUAUGACUAUGGCAGGCAGUUGCUACAGGCCACAGUUGUGUUAUGCCAGUCUCUGCGCUGCACUUCUCGGUCAUCUGGGGAUACACUUCCUCGAUUGAACAGAGUAUGGAAACAGUUUACAAUAGCAUCUGAAGAGAGAGUACAUAGAUUGGAAAUGGCUAUUGCAUUUCACUCAAAUGCUGAAAAGAUUUUGCAGGACUGUCCAGAAGAGCCUGAAGCUAUUAAUGAUGAGGAGCAAUUUGAUGAAACUGAAGCAGUUGGGAAAUCACUUUUGGAUAGAUUAACUGUUCCUGUAGUUUAUCCUGAUGGAACCGAACAAUAUUUUGGGAGUCCAAGUGACAUGGCUUCUACUGCAGAACACAUCAGAGACAGGAUGAAACUAGUUAAUCUCAAAAGGCAGCAGCUGAGACAUCCUGAAAUGGUGACCACAGAGAGCUAAUAGCUACCAGCUACCUGCAGAUUUGCAGUUCAUAAUCCCGCAUGUUGUCAAUAUACUACAGCAUUAGCCACCACACCUUAAGAUGCAUUUCACAGCCAAAAUAAGUCUCAUUUCUUUUCAUGACACAUUUCUCUUUACAUGUUAACACUUUGCUACUACCAAGGCAUAAUUACUUAACAUGCUUCGAGGCUGUAGAUUCCAAGUAUCUUAAAAGAAGGAACUAUAAACAUUGCACUGAAAACUUGCUUUAAAGCUUUACCUGACCUGUCAGUUUGUAGAUAAACAACUGAUAAUAAGCUUUGAAUGGUGCUAAUAAGAGUAGGAAUUCUCUCUAUUAAAAAGAAAAAAAAAAGUUGCCCUUCCUCCACAGGUGAUUUAGUAAAUUUAGACAGUAGUUAAACUCUUAUUAGUAGACAGUGGUGUCCUCAAAAUUUUACUUUGUAAUUCUUCAGAAUUGAUUAUUUUUAUUGUGUCAAUACAGAGAAAGCCUUUCAGAUCUUUGAUAUAUCAUAGUCAUUAAAAGACCUUUUCCUAUUUGUAUUGAUAAUGUAUUAAAAGUUGUUUGUGCUUAAUAAAAGACUUCUUUAAACAUCUUAUUUAAUUUAGUAGUUACAUCCUAUUUCCAAACAUGAGUGCCUUAUUUAAAAGGGCAUUCUUAGGACUGUGAGGAUGGUUUAAUAUUUGUUUUUUCAUGGUGGUUGCAUGUAUUUUAGACAGGAAAUUCAUAUGUAAGCAUGUGUAUAUAAUAAGCAUGUUUUAUCAUGAAAAAUUAUUGUGAACAAUUUAGAUCUUUAAGAACUUAUUAAUAAUGGAAUACUAUUUCUAAUUUUUCUCUUCUUUAACUUGAAAAAUAUUCUCAAAAUUAUUAACUACCCUGAAGAUACUUUGUCUUUAGGGGAGGAGGGCUGAGGAAGAAGGCAUACAUAAUUACUUCAGUGUAAUCCUUUAUAUCAGAGUAAUCUUUCUGGAACUAAAAUAGCAAUUGUUAAUAAAAUUUAGUUUCUCAUUAUAGUCUAAAAGCAAAAUAAAUUCUGAAGUAGUCCAGUAACAGAACUGUAUGACUCCUUUAGAAAUAAAAUUUAUCAUGAAAUGC